Pseudomassariella vexata is the source of this 669-nucleotide messenger RNA. RefSeq lists its product as uncharacterized. The record is from RefSeq and is a predicted model, not a curated record. The transcript has 2 exons. Lineage: Eukaryota; Fungi; Ascomycota; Sordariomycetes; Amphisphaeriales; Pseudomassariaceae. The coding region runs from base 95 to 586 and encodes 163 amino acids.
AUGGGCUUCGGAACAAGAGAAAGAGUACGAUCUAUAUCGGCUGGUCUUAUGGUUCUACGAGCAUUGACAUCACUUUAGCCACCUAGAAAACGCUAUGUCUGGGUGUGGCAUUGCUGUAGUUGUGGUCAACCAAACAUCAACAUCAGCAUUGAAAUGUGCCCCGGAUGCCGAGCACUUAGGUGUCCUUAUUGCAGCACACAGAAGGUCCAAGUACGCGGUCAAAUGGACCCCCAUUAUGCCGGUAGCGAUGGAGAAACUUCAGACAAUCCCAUCAAUCCUACGAGACGAGUCACGAAUGGCCUCGACAACAGCCCACUGCCAAUCCCAGCUAGUUCCAUUGGACCUCUUCACGACCCGCAUAGCCCAGUUAUCAACGGAGCGCAGCUUGUCCGGUCCGCGUCGGAGCACUCCACUUAAGAUACAGACAUCAACUUCGAAGACGGAAUACCAGAUGACAGGCCUCAAGUGUCAUCUGAAGGAUGGAAAAAGACACACAACAACAUUCCGUCGCCUGCAUCUGCACUCAAUUGCAGGCCGUCUGGUUCAGCACAGUUGUCAGGGGUGGUGUAAGCGUAACCACGACUAGCCUAGCUUUAAUGCACAUCUGCUGUAAUCUUCUGCCGAUUCGUUCAGGGACGACGUGCUCUGACCAAGAUCAUAAUUCCUGCG